Naegleria fowleri is the source of this 1584-nucleotide messenger RNA. RefSeq lists its product as uncharacterized. The transcript has 2 exons. The coding region runs from base 1 to 1584 and encodes 527 amino acids. Lineage: Eukaryota; Heterolobosea; Eutetramitea; Acrasida; Naegleriidae. The record is from RefSeq and is a predicted model, not a curated record.
AUGUCAUCUUUAUCACAACAACGAGUGGCAAGUUGUGCACUUCCUUCUCCAUUGCUUUCAGAGCUCAACCACGAUCAACCAUUGAGUCGCCUCCGACCAGUUCCAGAGAAUGAGCUUCGUGAUUUUUCCUUUCCUUGGCUUCCCAUGGGAUGUAAAAGUUAUGAAAGUUUCCAUUGGUUAACGAAGAGAAAGAGAACAACCACCUUUUCCUUUCAACCCAACACAACAACACUCCAACUAGAAGAAGAAAAGACUCAUGAGUCUUCUGAGCCUUCUUCUUCUUCCUGUUGCUCCGAUGAGAAGAUCUCUGAACCACAUCUGAACAUGAAACAAGAAGAAGAGGCUUGUAAUAAUAGCACCACCACCACUACCAUCACUCGUACCAUCAUCGCUACCACUCCCUUCACUCACUUUUCCAUGUUUUACGACCAUCUAAAGGGAUCCAAGAUUGCUCUCGCCAUUCCCGAUCUUGAAGGCUGCUGGAACGGAGGAGUGUUGAUUCAUUGCCAUGGACAUCGGGCCAAGGGCAUUCCUUUACAGGCAGAUCUCACGGAAGAGAAUAUGCCUUUUGCUUUCCGAGAGUUGUUACGAGAGGGAUGGAUGGUUGCCAUGACUUCCUAUCGGAGAGAGGGUAUUGUGUUGAAAGAGGCCAUUCAGGACGUGAAUUCUUUGAGGGAUUAUAUUGAAGAAAAGUGUGGAAAUAUUGAGUGUUGUUUGUUGGAAGGAAGAUCGAUGGGUGGAGCGAUUGUGACUUAUUUGAGUGAAAUGUAUGGCGAAAAGUAUGAUGGUGCUGUGUGUAUUGGAGCUGCUUUGAGAGUGGAUCAGAGAAAUGAGGAAUUACCUCAUCUUUCCUUUUCAUAUCGUCCUCAAUUCCCAAUUUUGACCAAACAGUACUUGACCAAUGUGAGUGAACUUGGAGAACCUUCGAAUUAUAUUGAAAAGGUCAAACAAUUGUCAGACAGUGAGGUCAACAUGAUGCGCCAUAAGGGUCUUUUCCAAAAUGAUCACGAGAUUGUAGUACCAGCGCUUUGGACUGUCCACCGAGAAGGUCAUAACUUGGUUUCAGAAUUGGAGAGAUUCUCUGCUCUCUCUAGCUUAAUUCAAUGGGUCAAGUACAAGAGCAACAUUACAAUGAAAACGAAUGAUUCAUGUACUACACCAGCACAAAUUCCUCCCUCUCAAGUUGAAUUUUGCAUCUCCUCACCACCCAACUCGACAAAUCAUGCUCAUGGAGCUUGGGGAAACGUCAAACAAUUAUUUAUUUAUGGCUCGUUUGCAAUCAAUUUCACGAGUGAAGAUUUUGAAAAGUUAGGAAUUGCAGAAGGAAAGUAUUUCACAUUUCAUAUUUUGACCAAGACACAUGGAAUGAAAACUGUGAGUGCUUGUUAUGGUUCGUUUCCAUUCAUCAAACAAGCGACUGACUUGGAAUGGAUUGCAUUUGUGUCACCCGUUGAUAAUUACAUGGUACUUCAUGUGAAUACUUAUACUUUCUCUAAUGAGGCCUCCAAGUUGGGCAUUGCUCCGGGAGAUUCAGUCUUUGUGGAGCAAUAUAAAACAUUGCCUCCUCGAAGAAAGAAUUACUAG